Molecule: messenger RNA, 933 nt
Organism: Effrenium voratum
Lineage: Eukaryota; Dinophyceae; Suessiales; Symbiodiniaceae
Source: the annotation of a GenBank genome assembly
AUGGCGGACUUCUCGAGUUUGACCUAUGGUGAGGACUACAAGUCGCAAUUCUCCCCGCAGCUGUCGGUGAAGAAUCUGCUUGAGGUUUUGCUGCAGGAAGGCUUCGAGUUCAUGGAGGAGGGCACGUGCACCAAUGUCAAGCUGCUGGAUGGGGACACCCAAGCAGACAGCAAGAUCUCCUUUAUGGAUGUCCCAAAGAACUCGGCGGAUCCGCGGCUCUCGGAUGUGAAGCGAGGUGAGCUGGAGCGCAUCAGGAAGUGCAAGACCAGCGCGGAGGUCUUGGAGCUACAGCCAGGAGCAACUGCGUCUGCUGCGCAAAAGGCCUUCUUCAGGAAGUCUGUCUUGGUACAUCCGGACAAGAACGGGUUUCCAGGUGCCACCGAAGCGAUGAAGAUUUUGUCUUCUGCCAGAGAAGCAGCCGAGAAGGGGCGCAGCGAUCAACGGCUCGAGGUAGCCUUCGAUGUUGGCGAGGCACCAGCGGAGCUUCCGCAACUCCUCAGCUUUCGUCGGCAAACCAAGGUGGAGCAAGCGGACUUCUGGAAGCUUGACGGUCAGCUAGGCUUCCGUUCGGCCAUCACUGCCGAGACCGAAGUGGACGAUCCGAAGGCGCGCUCGUUCUUGGAGUCGGCUUGGAGGAAUGGAGAGAUGAUGGAGAAAGGGAAGCUGAAAGCUGACAAGGUUUUCAGCAUUGAGGCGGUGCGGUACAAGCAGUGGAAGGCCUAUUCCAACGGCGUCCUCCGUGUUAUGUUGAACGAGGUCAAGCAGAAGUCGUUUAACACUCGCGGGCAGUUCGGCACUUUCCCAGAGAUCACACUCACAUCCAGUGCUUUGGAUGAGGCCAUGGCACGCGAGAACGCUGCAAUGGGGAGUCUCUUUAAAGACCUGGUGGAGAGCGCGCUUUCAUUGUGCGGACGGCUCAAUGCAAGUGCGUGA